This is a messenger RNA of Didymodactylos carnosus, 4892 nucleotides long. NCBI's taxonomy places the organism in Eukaryota, Metazoa, Rotifera, Eurotatoria, Philodinida, Philodinidae. The record is from the annotation of a GenBank genome assembly.
AUGGAUGACAUCCAUGUGUCAGAUACUGAGCAUAUCAAUAUUGAUGGCUCAUCAAAGAAAAAUAUUUUCAAAAACAAUGAUUAUUAUUCACCGUAUAAUUCAUAUUGUCGUACACGGCAUAAUAUAAAUCGACAACGAUAUAAAAUGCCUAAAACAAAAAAAGGAAAUAAACGUUCAUCUUCAUCUACUUAUAUAAGACGUUUAUCAUUAACUCCAGUUAAUUCAGAACCACUAUCGACUACUAUACCACAUGUAACAUCAACAACAAAACGUUUUACAGGUACACAUCGUUUAUCAUUACCAUCAAAUUAUCUUCGACGACGAUUAAAUCCUUAUUUAUUAUUCCAAUCACAUUCCAAUCAUAAUAAUAAAAAAGAUGAUUUAGAUCUUGGUAUUGAAGUGUUAACAUCCGAUAUUGAUGAUAAUCAUUCAACAACAACAAAAACAGAAUCUCAUCACAAUGAUCUUGUAUCACCACCAAUUAUUUCAAAUCAUUCAUCAUUACCCUAUCCAUUAGCACCAUCAACAAUAAUUAAACAAGGAUAUAAUCGACAACGAAAACAAAAACAUCAACAACAGAAUGAUAGUACAGAACGUCAAUAUCAUCAACGACGACAAUCAGUAAAUACAAAAGAGAAUGAACGUCAAAUUCGUCGACAAUCUCUAGGUGAUGAAAGACGUUCAGAUUUGACCAAUAGAAUUGAACAUUAUAAAAAUAAUAUGGUUCACCAAACAAAUUCAUUUGAUGUUUAUGAUAUUAAAGAGAAUUCAGAAAAACGUAAAAAAUAUUUUAAAGAAAUAUGGUAUGAAUUACAAGCAUAUAUUCAUGGAACAUUGAAUGAACAAGGAAUUGAAGAAGAAAAAAGGCGAAUUGAUUUAGAACGUAAACAAGAAUUGGAUGAAUUUUAUCAUGUAUUUCUUAAAUACGAGUUUAAACAUAGUCAUUCAGAUUUAAAACCACUACCAGCAACAAUAGUUCGAAAAAAUUUGUCUGAUCAACAUGUACAACGUUGUGCAUCUGUCGAUUAUCAAUUGAGACAAUUAUUUUCAAAAUGGGAAAAAAUAUUAUAUUUAUUUCCAUCUACUGCUGAAUUAGAAUUAUACGAUAAACGAUUCAAUUCAAAAACACUAGAGGGCAAAGUUUUCUAUGAAAAAUUAGCACUUUUUCAGGCUUGGUAUAAUUUACAUUCGGAAAUAAAUCGUUUAAUAAUUGUUCUCGGACGAAUUAUGUCUUGUAGUCAAUGUAGUUCAUGGCCACGAGUUGAAUGUUCUACUGCACCAAAAUUACAUGAAAAUUCUACUUUAUUUGCUAGUCGUCCACCGACACCCACCUCAUUUACUUCUGUUACAUCGGAUAAUAGUCCUCAUCGUAAUGGAUCACCCGAAGAAACAUCUCCAACUUCGACUCAUCCUCCAUCAUUUCAACCGCAUCCUCAUUCUUAUCUUCAAUCUCCAAUUUCUGUUGGUUCUGUAAUUUUACCUCCCACAUCUUCUUAUCUUCUGAACGAUGAUGCCUCACCGAUUACAGUCUCUCGUUCUCAGUUAUUAACACAUUCAAGUAUCUCUCGAACAUCAACAGUCUCAACAUCCAAUUCAUUUUCUUCACCACAGUCUGCCAGUAUCAAUAACCAUCAUCGACAAACAAUUUCAUCCUUACAUAGUGUUGAAUUAACUCCAUUUUCAUCAUUAAUCGAUUAUUAUUAUCGCUAUAUCGAUGAUCAAUUAACACAUGCUCGAGUUGAACUCAUAUCAUCUAUUUUUCAAAAUAAACAUGGGCCAUUGUUACAACGAUUACAUUAUGCAUUUCGACAACAACAACCAUCAAGUAAAACUGGUGGAAGUUCAUCAACUACAUCCGAUUCAACAGUUUCGUCCUUGAUAAUGACACCAUUCGGAGAUAAAAAUAAAAAAAAUACUUGGCAACAAUUAUUAUUGCCAUCAUUGACUGCCAGUAUGCCAUCUGAACAAAACAAUAAAUUAUUCUUAAAUGAUGAACCAGAAAAAAAAGAAACACCAGAAACAUUGAUGAAUGAAUUUUUUAAACUCAAUAUACAAUUGCAACGAAAACAAGCGAUAAAACAAAAAUUGUCAAUAAACAAUUUAAAUAUGACAAAAGUUAAUAUUAAUAAAGGAAAACAAAAUGUGACAAAUAUCAUGAAUCGUCUUGAACAUACUCCAACAAUUACAACUUCAGGAUUUCAACCAGCUUCGGCACCUACACUAGUUCAAAAAUUAGUGGCAAAUGAUCGUACGGUUAUUAGACGACAAAAUUAUUUUCUCGAUUUUCUUGAUUCAUCUAACUAUGCUCAUCUUCCGGGUAGUACAUUAUUUCCCGAUCCAUGUUCAUUUCCCAAUAUUCCAAUGCCAUGUCAAUUAUCACGAGAUGAAAUUUCAAUUAUUUUAAAAAUAAUUCAAAUUUGUUAUCGUUUAAAUUCUCAUGUUUGGUUAGAUUAUGAUAAAUUUCAUGAUUAUUCAGAAAUACUUCAUUUGCCUACACUUUAUCCACAAUAUAUUUUUCUAGCUUUUAUCCCAUUUGAUUUAAUGUUUGCGUGGCAUCAACUUCAUCAUGACAGAAAAUUUGAUAUUACAAGUCGGCAACCAACACUGGGUGCAAUUCAUUUAUUGAUAGAUGAAUGUAAAGUAUUAAUACAUAGUAGUGUACUUAUUCGACAAUAUUUCAUGACAAUGAUUUAUGAUAUACUUGAAAAACCUGAAUUAGCUAAAUUAGAAGAAGAAAUUGCUAAAUUUGAUGAACAUAUCAUUAGUACUAUUCAUGAAUAUAUUAAAUAUGUCGAAAAAUUUGUUGAAAUUUCAUUGAAAUCACAUUUAUUUUCAUCCCUUAUUUGCAUGCUUAAAGACCAAUGGAAAUAUAUAAAAAAAUAUGGUACUGUUUUAAAUGAAGAAGAAUAUAUUGCUGAAAAAUUUUUAAAUAUGUGGUCACAAUUCAUCUCAAAAUUUAAUGAUUAUAUUCAAAUAUUUCAUUCAUCAUCAUCAUCUAUCGAUAUUAGUACGUCUGCUAAAUUUAUUAAAAAGAAAAUUAAUAAAAAAUAUAAUAAAAAAUUAACUAUGGCCAUACUACGUGAAACAAAACAAAUUUAUGAUGAUUGUGCAAUGGUAUUAAAUAUUUAUUUACAAAAACCAGUAUGUGAACGAUUUUUAGCCAUAUUAAAAACGGCAGGAUUUCAAAGAAUUAAAUAUGGAUCAUUCGAUGACAAUGUUAAGCUAAAUGACAAAACUUCUGAUUCAAAAUGUUUAUUAUUUGCACCAGCUACAUAUUUUGAAGAUAAUCAACAUAAAAUUCAAUUAUUUAAAACAUUAUCAUCUUCAUUUCGUUUGGAAUCAUCUAUGGAUUCUUCAACUUCUGUUUUACCAACAAUAAUAUCACAAGAUGAGGAACAAAAAUUAAAUGAAUCAUUAAAAUUAAAAAAUUGUCCAUCUGUUUAUAUUUUAUGUGUACCAGUUUCCAAAGAAUUAGCUCAUAAAUGGCGUGGUGUUGAACGUACCAUACCGAUGUAUUUAAAUAAAUGUUUAACAUCUAUAAAACCAAUUCAUUCAAAUUGGAAAACAACAUCAAUAUUUCUUUUAACACAGCAGACACAACAGUUUGACAAUUUUAUUACAAUGUUUCAUGAAAAAUUAGAAAGUUUAAAUUUAAAUUUAAAUGAUCUAUUGCAAUUAGAUCGAACACAACAACAAAAACGUUCAUGUUUUGAAAAAGUAGAUCAUGCCAUGUACGAAUUAAAUCAUGCUGUAUUAAAUUUAAGUGAAAAUAUUUGUGGUGAUAUUGAUCAAUUUGAGUCAUUAAUUGAGAAUUUAAUAAAUCAAAAGUCAGAUAAUGAAAAACGAGAUAUUUAUCGAACAUUUUUGCAUACUGAAGAACGUUUAUUCGCAUUUGCUAUGGAUAUUGUACGUGAAACAUCUUAUUUUGCAUUGCAAUUAGAUCAAAAUAGUCUAGUAUUACAAGCUCGACGACAAAUAAAUUUGGCUUCAAAUUGGCUAAAAUUUGUUUAUAAAAAAUCGACGGGAAAAGGGCAUACAUUGCCGGUAUGGUCAAUGCCUGGCAUUACGUUUUUAAAACAUGUUUGUGAUAUAAAUUAUUCAAAACAUAUUGAUGAAAAAACCUUUGAACAAUUUUAUCAAAAUAUGCAACAUGCUAUCGUUUAUUUACUUGGUCAUCAUUAUCGGUGUGAUAGUAACAAUUGUCCAUCAUCAUUUUCAACACCAAAUACAAUGGAUGGAAAUGAUAAACAUGUGAAUCCGUUUAAAACUAUUGUACCACCACGAAAAAAUUCAAUACAAAAAACAAAAAAAAAUAAAGUACCAUUAACUCUAGUCGAAAAAUUAGAAAAAAUGGAUAGAGCAAUUGAUAGAAAACGAUCGUCGGAUGGACUCAUUGGACAAAUAAAACAAGUUGAUAAUCGAUCUCGAAUGCCACUUAUACCAAAUAAAGUGCAAGAAGAUUUAGCUCGAUUAAAAAUACGUAAUUGGCGUAAACUUUCAUUACUUGCUCGUGGACAAUUUGCUACGUCUUACACAUGUACAACUGAAAAUGGCGAGGUGUUGUGUUACAAACAAUAUCGUAUUCAGCCAAACGACGCACAAGCAAUUGGAAAAGUUUUAGAACAAUUAAUUCCGAUAGUUCACAUUGAACAUGAAAAUCUCAUACGUUAUCGUGGCAUUGCACUUGAACAAGAUCAUAUUUUAUUUUUCAUGGAAUAUUGUAGUUUUGGAACGGUUGCACAAUUAUUAAUUGGAUCCCAAGUAGAACCAAGUGCAGCUGUAACGAAUGAUCUCACUACAGAUGGUCGUACACGAUCUUCAACAGCAACUACCAUAAGUGAAACGGAUUUAAUUUCCAGCACAAUACCUAGUAAUCGUCGUGGACCGUUUCA